UAUUUUAAAAUUAUGGUUAUUUAAAAUACGUUGUCAAAUUAUGUGUGUUUUUCUUGAAAACUUGAUUUUUUUUUGUCAUAAACCGGAUUCCUUUGCAGAGGGUCAUAUAUGACGACAUUUCCGUUCAUGGUAAAUAGUGAAAUAGUAAAAGAGCAACGUGAGAGAAGAGAUUGAAGAAGCUUAGUUGUCACGAAUGCGAAGAAAUAUUGAGAAUAGGAAAGAAUAGAACGUUAAGAAUGCGAAAGUUCGACUAUAUUAAUUUCCCUCGCGGUUAUUGAAACCCACGUCGCGCAAUAAGUGUCCACUAGAUAUUUUACCGCUGCUUGUUUUACUCGCGCGAUUACUCAGAUCGAGUGAUCGACUCUAUCGAACGAUUUUCUCCGAUAGUGUAGCCGUGGAGGCGAUGUCCGCUCUUCGCCGAACCCAUGAUAUUCGGUAAGACCAAGCUCUACUGGGACGAAUGGAAGAAGCAGUGGGACGAACAGUUGAACGAAUGGACGUCUUUAAAUGUUGAAAAAUCACCGCCGAGCGUAUCCCCGAAUGAAGAAGACACGAGAAUCAAGUUUGACGAUGAAAACAGCGUGUUAGAGCGGCAGGCCUCCGCGCAGAAACGACAACGUAUCUCAGACGUGUCCGCUUCAAUGUUUCCGUUGUUAAACUUGAGCAAAACGAGCGUCGUCGACCGUUCGCUGAACCGAGUGCGAAAGGACAUUCCGCUGAGCCGAGCGCGAGAUAGACGCGUCGCCCGUCGAACUGACGAUCAAUGUUAUCAGCGGCGCGCCUUCAUUCGAUCGUUAUACGAGCAACCGGAAGCCACGAACGCCUCGCGGAAAAAACAUCGCGCUAAGAAUCUCGCCGAUGCCUUGCAGGCCGACGUACCGGCACCACGUAGACGAAGCAGUCGCGUAGCUUCAGUAGACCUCUCGGCACUCGUUAAAGCCAUGCUCGUGGCGGACGACGAGAAAACGACGAAGCGAUUCGAGCACGAAUCGCCUAAGAACGCCAAGCCGCGCAAUACCGCUCGCGAGAGACGUCGAGAGCACCUGAAGAUUAAUCUGGAAUAAUAAAACAUACGCCAGGACGCGUCAUUAGUGUUUUAUACUUCCAAUUUAAGAUUUUAAGACUUAGAAUUCAAUCUUAUAUCGAUUAAUCACUUUUUAACCGACUGACAAAUCCAUUUGAACAAUUGCAGAGCAAUUUCAUUAUGCGCCAAAGACGAUGCGUUAUAAAGUAAAAAAGUUUAGAUAUUCUUCGAAUCACUUGGAA
Messenger RNA from Linepithema humile (Argentine ant), 1266 nucleotides. RefSeq lists its product as uncharacterized. NCBI's taxonomy places the organism in Eukaryota, Metazoa, Arthropoda, Insecta, Hymenoptera, Formicidae. The record is from RefSeq and is a predicted model, not a curated record.